Messenger RNA from Pseudoliparis swirei, 5329 nucleotides. It is a transcript of the gene gnptab, whose product is annotated as N-acetylglucosamine-1-phosphate transferase subunits alpha and beta. Gene Ontology annotation, cellular component: Golgi apparatus. Gene Ontology annotation, molecular function: calcium ion binding; UDP-N-acetylglucosamine-lysosomal-enzyme N-acetylglucosaminephosphotransferase activity. Bases 112 to 3957 code for a protein of 1281 amino acids. Gene Ontology annotation, biological process: N-glycan processing to lysosome; carbohydrate phosphorylation. Lineage: Eukaryota; Metazoa; Chordata; Actinopteri; Perciformes; Liparidae. The transcript is spliced from 21 exons. The record is from RefSeq and is a predicted model, not a curated record.
GGUGGUCAGCUGACAAUUUCGAGUCUCUUAUGUUUACUUUCUUUCCUCCCCCCUCUCGCGUGAAACCUGUUUUUUCUUCUUCCUGUUCGUCUGUUGACUUCAUUUGAAUGAAUGCAGCGGCAUGCUUCUUCUUCGAGGAGAACCAUGGUAGUCGUCAACUCGGUGCUCAAGCUGCUCCAGAGGCAGACGUACACCUGUCUGUCCCACCGCUACGGGCUCUACCUCUGCUUCGGGGGCAUCGUCCUCAUGAUAGUUUCCGCCUUUCAGUUCGGAGAGGUCGUGGUGGAGUGGAGUCGGGACCAGUAUCACGUGCUGUUCGACUCCUACAGAGACAAUGUGGGUGGGAAAUCCUUCCAAAGCAGGCUCUGUCUGCCCAUGCCUAUUGAUGUGGUGUACACAUGGGUGAACGGCACAGACGUGGCUCUGCUGAAGGAACUGAAGACGGUCAAAGAGCAACUGGAGGAAGAACAACGAGCUCUGAGGGAACUCCUGGGGAAAAACGCAACUGAGACGACUGAAGUGCCAAAAGAGAGUGUUAAGCCCGAGUGUCUGCUGUCCCACUGCAUCAUCGCGCCCAUGCUGGCCCUGGACCCGGCUCUGCCAGCCAACGUCACCCUCAAAGAGCUGCCGGCGCUCUCUUCCUCCUUCUCCGCCGCCAAAGAGCUGCUGCCGAUGAACAAAGCCUUCCACCCGGCCACCACCGUCUCGGUGGUUGUCUUCCAUUCGCAGGCCGAGGCUGAUAAAAGCUACACAGAUGUGUUGAAGGACCAGAAGUUCUCCGUGUCCAGAUGUUAUCUGACGACGGAUAAAGAGGCUCCGGGUCUGAUCCGCAUGCAGUCUCUGGCCUACCUGAGCGGCUUCCCGGCAUCCUUUAAGGAAACGGAGCAGCUGAGACUCAAACUGCCCUCCGUCAUAACCAAUAAGAUCAAACAGAGCUACUCGGUCCAAAUACCAGGACAGAAAGAUUUUGAGUUGUACUCCGAGGCCGGCAUCGCCCUGCUGCACCUGAACGCCCCGCAGGACUUCACCGACCUGGCGCAGCAGGCCAAGAAGAAUCUGACCCUGGACGGGAAAGAGUUGACCAUCAGCCCCGCCUACCUGUUCUGGGACCUCACCGCCAUCUCACAGUCCAAACAGGACGAAGACGUGUCGGCCAGCCGCUUUGAGGACAACGAGGAGCUGCGCUACUCGCUGCGCUCCGUGGAGAGACACGCCCCCUGGGUGCGGCACAUCUUCAUCAUCACCAACGGGCAGAUUCCCUCCUGGCUCAACCUGGAUAACCCCAGAGUUACAGUCGUCCCCCAUCAGGUUAUCUUCCUGAACAGCAGCCACCUCCCCACGUUCAGCUCCCCUUCCAUCGAGACGCACAUGCACCGCAUCCCGGGCCUCUCGCAGAAGUUCAUCUACCUCAACGACGACGUGAUGUUCGGCAAAGACGUGUGGCCGGACGACUUCUACAGCCACUCCAAGGGCCAGAAGGUGUAUCUCACCUGGCCGGUCCCCAACUGUGCCGAGGGUUGCCCGGGGUCUUGGAUCAAAGAUGGCUACUGUGACAAAGCCUGCAACAACUCUGCCUGCGACUGGGAUGGAGGAGACUGCCUCGGUAAGGAGAUUGCCUCUCCUCUCCCCGUCACCGUUUUGUUUAUUUCUUCCUUUUUCCCCCCGACAGGCGCGAUGGGAAACGGUCGCUUCGCGGCCGGGGUCGGCGGCGCCGGCGGCGGCGGGCCCGGCGGAGGUGGCGGACAGGUGUGGCAGUUCGCAGGCGGCUUAGGGGGUCUCGGGGAGAUGUCGUACUGCAACCACGGCUGUGCCAACUCCUGGCUGGCGGACAAGUUCUGUGACCAGGCGUGCAACGUCCUGCCCUGUGGGUUCGAUGUGGGAGACUGUGGCCAAGAGCACUUUGGCGAGCUGCGUCAUGUGACCCUGUCGAGGAACCAGAGCCUGUACAUCCUCCCUGUGGGUGAAACUCGGCCAUACUUCAGCUUCGACCGACUGGCCCGCCGGAUCUCGGACGCCUCUGUCGGCGACAACCCGGUGCUCCGCCACACGUCCGUCGCCAACAAGUGGAAGACCGUCCACCUGCUGCUCCACCCGGGCCACAACGCCACCCAGAUCCACUACAACCUCACCUUCCAGAGGCACGACGACACCGAGUUCACGAUGUGCUUCAGCGUGGCCGUCGACACCCGCGAGCUGCCCCGGGGCAACGCGUCCCAGGCCGCCGCCGCCGCCGGCAAAGACGGCGCCGACGACAAAGACCCGAAGCCGACCCCGACCGCGGAGCCGGCGGUCCCGUUCUCGGCCGUUCCCGAGGACAAACGCGGCCCCAAGAUCCGGAGGAGGCCGCCGGGGGAAGCCGCGGUCGUCGCGGUGGUGCCGUCGGUGAACGCGUCUCUUCUGCCGGCCGCCGUGCGGAGCGAGCUGCGCAAGCUGGAGGAGAAGCUUCGGCUGCACGACAUCACGGCGAAGGGUUACGACCGCGCGAAGGCGGAGCUGCUGGAGCCGUACAAGGCGCUGGCGCGGCCGGCCGGCGAUCCGCAACCGGGAAAGGUCGAGGCGAAGCCCGAGAAAGACCUGGAGGGAGAGCGCCCACCCGCGGGAGAUGUCAUCCGGCUAAAUGUGAACUGGAAAGAGGAAGCGUCCCGGAAAGACGUCGCCGCCGCCGCCGCGCCGCAUUUCAUUGCCGUCCGUGCCGAUGACGAGCGCGAGGAGGUCGCGCCCGAACGCUCCGAUCUGAAAGCGGUGAUCGACCGGCCCUUGACUUCCAAACUGCUAGACAGCAUUUCCAAAACCAAGGGGGCGGAGCCGGGAGGAGCGCCUUUCGGUCGCAGGCUUCAACACUUCCUCAACGCAGACCGCGGCUUCCUGCCGUGGGAGAGGAGGAAGUACUUCCAGAAGCUGCUCGAGGAAGAGGAGCGGCUGCAGAGGGCGCUGUCGUACGAGGCGGACGGCGGCGCCGCCGGCCGGCGGCUGCGGGACACCUUCGCCGACUCGCUGCGCCACGUCAACAAGCUGCUCAACGGCCAGUUCGGCUUCACGUCCCGCAAAGUCCCCGCCCACAUGCCUCACAUGAUCGACCGGCUCAUCAUGCAGGAGCUGCAGGACACAUUCCCAGAGGAGUUCGACAAGACGUCGGGCCAUCGCGUCCGCCACCCCGAGGACAUGCAGUUCGCCUUCUCCUACUUCUACUUCCUGAUGAGCGCCCAGCAGCACCUCAACGUCACCGAGGUGUUCGACGAGAUCGACACGGACCACUCGGGCGUCUUGUCCGACCGGGAGAUUCGGACUCUGGCCACGAGGAUCCACGAGCUGCCGCUCAGCCUCCAGGACUUGACCGGCCUGGAGCAGAUGUUGAUAAACUGCUCCAAGACUCUCCCGACGAACCUGACCCGGCUCCACCUGGUGAACCCGACGCAGGAGGCGUACUACGACCCCAGCAUGCCUCCGGUGACCAAAGGCCUCGUCCUGCACUGCAAGCCCAUCACGGAGCGCGUCCAGAAAGCCUUCAGGGACCAGAACAAGUACAAGUUUGAGAUCAUGGGGGAGGAGGAGAUCGCGUUCAAGAUGGUGCGGACGAACGUCUCCCACGUGGUCAGCCAGUUGGAUGACAUUCGGAAGAAUCCCAGGAAGUUCGUCUGUCUGAACGACAACAUCGACCACAGCCACAAGGACGCGGCCACGGUGAAAGCCGUGCUGAGAGACUUCUACGAGUCCAUGUUCCCGCUGCCGUCCCAGUUCGAACUGCCGAGAGAAUAUCGCAACCGGUUCCUGCACGUGGACGAGCUCCAGGAGUGGCGAGUAUAUCGGGACAAUCUGAAGUUCUGGACGCACUGUGUCCUCAUAACGCUCGUCGUCUUCACCGUCAUGUCCUUCUUUGCCGAGCAGCUGAUCCUGCUGAAGCGAAAGCUGUUCCCCAGACGCAGAGUGAACCAGGACAGCAACCCUGAGCGGGUGUGAGGGGGAGAAAAAGAAAAAAAACGAACCCCGAAUACUUCCCUCUCCUCUCCUCACUCUCUCCUCCUCGGGAAGAGAUGAUUUCGCCCCCGAGGGCGGAGCCGGGAACCUGAAGUCCUCCGCGCUUGCGUUGCCUCGGCGCGCACAGCGGCCAGACCCGUGUGAGAUGGUGACGGAGCAUUUUUUUUCACAAGAUAAUAGACGGGGCUGGCCGAGGAAAGGAAUGCCAGCCAGAAGAAGAAGAAGAAACCAGUGAUGAUUAUUUUCCUCCACUAGGGGCAUCGGAGGCUUUUGCACAAGUCCACAAGCGAACACUCCCUCCACUCCGACACCACCCUCCUCGGGUCCUGCUGUCGCCACGGUUUUGAUCGAUGUGCUGCUACUGUGUGAAACGUUUGACGGCAGCUGGUCAGUAAUUAUUGUGUGUGUGUGUGUGUGUGUGCAGAGAGCAAGUCUUACCACAGGACCUGCGACUAUUUUGAUAAUCGAUUAAACGUUCGAGUCACUUUUCAAAGACGAAUUCCAAACGUUUGCUGUUCCCAGCUUCUUAAAUCUGAGUAUUUUCUCUUUUAUAUAUAGUUGAUUAUCUUUGGGUUUUGGAAAAGCAAAGAUGUCACCUUUGGGUGCUGGAGAGACAGAAAAACGUGGGGAGAGACAUGCAGCAAACAGGCCCGAUGGAAUCGGGGCUCGGGUAUCUGCCUUUUAUAAUUAUGAGUCUUAUUAUUUUUGGUUUUGGAGACAAAAGGAUGAAUUGCAAAAUUGGUCAGUGGAUAAAAAAAUAAUGUGUUUGGCUUUUAUCCCCUUGGAUUAAUUUAACGAAAAUGAGGGGGAGGAAAGUAGAUAAAGGACGACAUCAAAUAAUAAGUAUUAGUGUCGGUGGUUGUCGUUAAAAACAUGGAAACUUGAAGUGCCUUCAUUGUUCAUUCCUGCUUGUUUGAACAUUUGUUUAACUCCUGUUUAUUUUUUUAUAAAUGUCUUCUUCUAAAUGUCGGACGCCCCCUGAUCUCUGGAUUUACAAUGAGAAUGAACGGUUUAUAGGAUGAUGCGCUCCUCAACGUGUGUGUGUGUGUGUGUGUGUGUGUGUGGGACUCGACAGGCCACCGCUACUGCCUGAAGUUCGGACGCCCUCAGCAUCACCUGUAACUUAUUCUGAUUGUAUUAUUGUGAUGACCGGCGGCCAUCUUUUUCCUCCCGACUGUCAGUUUUACAAAGUUCUUUAAUAUAAUGACAAAAGGAGAAAGAGGAUGAUUUUCAGCAUUUUAACGCUCCCAUAAGUCUUGGAAGUACUUUGAGGCGAGUCGCAUAUCUAGAAAAAUCUGAUUGCAUCGGUUCAAAGGAUCUUACGACUCAAAUAAAAAGUGUCUUGGUCCAGUCA